UUAACCUCCCCUUUAUUUCUCUGUCGCUUCGUCGACUAUUCUGCAACUCUCUCCUUUUUCGUUUCUUCUCUUAAUCUCCCUAAUUUCUGCUUGGUUCUCGUCAUUCCACGAUUAGAAAUCGCACAUCGCUCCACUAAGUAUUGUUUUCUCGGAAAAUUAAGCAGCAAAUGAUUGAACAAACCUUGGAAUCUAUUGUCAUUAGUUGGAAUUUUUUUGUCAUGAUGUUACGUGUUUGAUGUUUUGGCGCAUUCAAUGGUUGAUUAAACGGUUACAUUAUGGAUCAGAAAGCCGCAUCACUCUGAUGAAUGCAUUUCGUAGUAUCUAUUCCAUAAUCCUUUUAAUGUGGGUAGGCCCAUUUGGCUGUUCUAGAAAUGUAAGGAAUGAUUGAACCUUGAAGAGAGAGGAUUUGCUGGUCCCUCGUUUCUUAUUUUCACUUUAAGUAGGCUCCCGGUGGUCUAGUUCUCUUUUUAACCAUUUCGCAUCGCAACAUCUUUGCGAGAGACGUAGGUUCAAGAAUUAUAGUGUAAAAGGAUAAAAUGUCUUCUCCUAGCAAGAGGAGGGAAAUGGAUGUAAUGAAGUUGAUGAUGAGCGAUUACAAUGUGGAGACAAUAAAUGAUGGGCUGAAUGAAUUUAAUGUGGAUUUUCAUGGUCCUAAAGAAAGCCUUUAUGAAGGUGGGAUCUGGAAAAUACGGGUUGAGCUUCCUGAUGCAUAUCCAUACAAGUCUCCUUCUAUUGGGUUUGUGAACAAAAUAUUCCACCCAAAUGUUGAUGAACUUUCUGGUUCUGUAUGCUUGGAUGUUAUCAACCAGUCAUGGAGUCCAAUGUUUGAUCUUUUGAAUGUUUUUGAGGUUUUCCUACCACAGCUGUUGCUUUAUCCUAAUCCUGCAGAUCCACUCAAUGGUGAUGCCGCAUCAUUGAUGAUGAAGGAUCGAGAAAAGUAUGAUAAAAAAGUGAAAGAGUACUGUGAACGAUAUGCCAAAAGGGAAAAUAUUAUGAACUACAAAGCUGAAGAGCAAAGUGGCGAGGAGGACAUCAGUGAGGAAGAAAGUGGAUCAAGCGACAAUGAUAUUGCUGGACAUGUAGACCCAUAAAGGGUUUGCGGGAGCUUUACUGUGCUGGAACUUGGAUUAAACACCCCAAACCCCACAAUAACAGGGCGAGGAACGCUAUAGCAUAAUUUACAUGUUUACAUCUUCAAAAAUAUAGUUCUGCAGCCACCUUUCAUUGGCUUGUAAAAGGAUAAAUGAUGUAGGCAAAUUUUUCCCUGUAUAGGAACAGUGGGAUUGUUGAAGUGUAUUAUUCAUUUGAUUGUAUGGAUACUCUUCUGGAAAUGGACAGAAAGAAUCAGACACUUCUGCUA
This is a messenger RNA of Manihot esculenta (cassava), 1360 nucleotides long. RefSeq names its product ubiquitin-conjugating enzyme E2-23 kDa. The coding region runs from base 537 to 1091 and encodes 184 amino acids. The transcript has 9 exons. Gene Ontology annotation, molecular function: ubiquitin conjugating enzyme activity. Gene Ontology annotation, biological process: protein polyubiquitination; ubiquitin-dependent protein catabolic process. Gene Ontology annotation, cellular component: nucleus. NCBI's taxonomy places the organism in Eukaryota, Viridiplantae, Streptophyta, Magnoliopsida, Malpighiales, Euphorbiaceae. The record is from RefSeq and is a predicted model, not a curated record.